Molecule: messenger RNA, 4232 nt
Organism: Cercocebus atys (sooty mangabey)
Lineage: Eukaryota; Metazoa; Chordata; Mammalia; Primates; Cercopithecidae
Product: chromosome unknown open reading frame, human C9orf152
Exons: 2
Coding region: 2188-2907 (239 amino acids)
Source: RefSeq, a predicted model, not a curated record
GUAGAUACAGUUUCACCAUGUUGCCCAGGCUGGUCCUGCACUCCAGGGCACAAUCAGCACACCUACUUCAGCCUGCCAAAGUACUGGGAUUACAGUUGUGAGCCAUUGUGGCCAGCCUACUGCCGUGAUGUCUACUACCAUGAUUUCGUGGCAAGUGCAGCUGGUCCAGCACAGAUGGGUUGCUCUUGCCUUCAUGAUAGAGCGACCUACUGAUAAAAAGGUAUGAGGAGGCUUUGGCUAUCUCUCUCUGUAUUUUUUGAGACAGAUUGAGCUCUAAUCCAAUGCGAUUACUGUACUUAUAAAAGAGGGAAAUUUGGAUACAGAGACACCCACAUAGGAAGAACAUCAUGUGAAGAUAAAGGCAGAGAUUAGGCGAUGUUUUUGCAAGCCAAGGAAUACCAGAGAUUGCUAGCAAACCAUCAGAAACAAGAUGAGAGGCAUGGAACAGAUACUCUCACAUAGCUCCAAGAAGAAACCAACCCUGCUCAUACCUUGACCCUUCUCUUCUAACCUCCAGAACUAAGAGACAAUAAUGUUUGUGGAUUAAGACAUCCAGUUUAUGGGUUUUCAUUAUGGCAGACCUAGCAAAACUAACAUAUGCUACCCAGUGAAGAUUUGCUCUCCAUCUUCCACUGCUCCCCCACAUCAAAUAACUAGAUCGUAUCUGGUUAAUGUCCAAAAUGUCUCGUAGGUUCAGGCUCUACUCUGUUUCCAUUGACUGUAGACAUAUUGGGUAAUUGGGUAAUCAGUAAGCACCAUGAUAGGAGAAGCUAGAAAGGCACUUAGUUGACCAAAUGCAGCAAGGCUAGGUCAAAGCUGGUGUAAGAGGGAGAGGGUCUGGGAUUCAAAAGUGAUGUGGAAAUGUUGGGGCUGGCAAGCACAGGUUGAGGGGAUGCCUAACUUACCACUUGGUUGGAAAAUGCUGAGACGGCAGAGGCUACACCAAAUGUCCAAGGAGGGGGGCUGGCCAGAGGCCAAGAUUUCCCUGGGUUUUGUCCCAUGGCUGGCUUUGGGGCUGGAUUUUCACCUGGGGUGCGUGUUGGGGUCUGAGUGGAGAUCUUGGGGAGAUCUUUGGGGCUGGAUUUUCACCUGGGGUGUGUGCUGGGGUCUGAGAUCUUGGGGAGAUCUUUGGGGCUGGAUUUUCACCUGGGGUGCGUGUUGGGGUCUGAGUGGAGAUCUUGGGGAGAUCUUUGGGGCUGGAUUUUCACCUGGGGUGUGUGUUGGGGUCUGAGUGAGAUCUUGGGGAGAUCUUUGGGGCUGGAUUUUCACCUGGGGUGCGUGUUGGGGUCUGAGUGGAGAUCUUGGGGAGACCUUUGGGGCUGGAUUUUCACCUGGGGUGUGUGUUGGGGUCUGAGUGAGAUCUUGGGGAGAUCUUUGGGGCUGGAUUUUCACCUGGGGUGUGUGUUGGGGUCUGAGUGAGAUCUUGGGGAGGUCUUUGCUACUGGGUUUCUUUAGGGUGUGACCGCGGGGCACACAUCCAGAAGCACUGGCCUUGUGAAGCUCCCGAGAGUGUUCUUUGAACUACUGCAAACCCAACCAGCAGGUUUGCUGAAAAGUGGCCACGUUCCAGUCCAAAAUGUGUGAGCCAAGAGGGUGCUUAGCAUUCCCCAGGCCCAGUCCCAGCUCUGUCAAGAAAUGGGAGACUUCACCAUAGCACUGGGAAUUGGAUUCUAAACUUUAGGAUCAAGCAAUGAAAGGACCUGGAGUAAGAUACCUUCUUGACCUCCCUGAAGGGCUCUGAGCAGCUGAGCUUGCCUUUCUCUUUGCUCCCCCAGUCCUCCCCUUACUUCUCGGUCUCCUACUCCCCAUCGCUCCUUUCCCUGCCUCCUCCUGCCUGUCUCCUUCUUCCUCCCUUUCUUCUCUCACCCCAUUAAUCACCCCUUGUCACUAUCACCUCCUCCCUCCAGUCUUUCCCCCUUCGCUGCCCCUUCUUUCCUCCGACCUUUCCUUCUCUUACUGCCCCUGUCUCCCACCUUUCUCCUCCCCCUCAUAUCUCCCUCUCCCUACCUCCUCCUCUUGUUCAUCUUUCUCCUUCCCCCUUAUUUUUCUAUCUCCUUCCUCAGUCCCACUCCCCUUUCCACCCUCCUUUUGCCCGUCACUUCUCCUUCUCCCUCAUUGCCCCCUCCCUCUCUUCUCCUCCCCAGGUCCUGCCCCACUCAGCUCUGUUUGCUUUUCUCCCGGAUCCGGAUGGAGGGGUUGCCCUGCCCAUGCCCAGCCCUGCCCCACUUCUGGCAGCUUGGAUCUCGCUUCAUGGCUGAGGGCUCCAGGACUCAGGCCCCUGGGAAAGGGCCCCCACUCAGCAUCCACUUCCUGCGAGCCCAGUAUGAAGGCUUGAAGAGGCAGCAGAGGACCCAGGCCCACCUCCUGGUGCUUCCGAAAGGAGGAAACGCGCCUGCUCCUGCGGAAUCGAUAGUCAAUGCUGUUUGGAUUAACAAGGAGAGAAGGAGCUCACUGUCCCUGGAAGAGGCAGAUUCCAAGGUAGAUGGGAGGCUGGAGGAGGCUGCCCAGGGCUGUCUUCAGGCCCCCGAGUCUCCGUGGCACAUGCACCUGGAGAUGCAUCAUUUGGUUCAAACCUUCCCCCAGGAUACUAGUCAUCAAGUACAUCACAGGGGCAAGCUUGUGGGAUCUGACCAAAGGCUCCCUCCUGAAGGAGACACACACUUGUCUGAAGCCAAUCAGAUGAUUCAGCAAGCAACCGGAAUCCCAGAGGCUGCCCAGCUUCCAUGCCAGGUGGGCAAUACCCAAACAAAGGCAGUGGAAUCUGGCUUAAAAUUCAGCACUCAAUGUCCUCUUUCCAUAAAGAACCCACACAGGUCUGGCAAACCAGCUUACUAUCCAUUUCCCCGGAGGAAAUCUCCCAGGAUCUCCCAAGCUGCCCGGAACCUGGGCUUAUAUGGCUCACCCUGAAGCUUUCUAUUCUGCCAGAUGUCUUGACCUUGAGGCCACCUAUGGCCUCAUGGAGGAACCAAUGAGGCAGAGCCACAACUAGGUCUCUAGCUAUGAGCAAGAACUGUACUAACCCAAUUAUAGGAAUUGUGGGAGAUGAACUUCACAGUGGUAACAUGGGUUUAUCCUUCAAUAAGAAACUUCCCAGGCCAAAUGGCCCACAGUUUAGGAUGAAGAGGACUGGUCAGUGCAGCCCCAUUCUGACAUUGAUAUGAGGUCCUGGCUAUCCAUUCCUUGGGGAAGACCAGUAAGACAUCUGCUCCAUCCCUGGAACUGGAGAAUUUUGAAACAUAAACCAGGGACUCUAGCCAAUAGAAUGCCUUAGCAAUGCCCAGGGGUCAAUGGGCAUGGGCAUUCUUGUUUUCAAUGUCUUCUGAUGAUUUCUCACAUAUUCUGGAGAAGACCAGCUCUGAGAAUUCAGACGCUUCUUCUGGUGGCUGUGUCUGGGGGGCCAUCUCACUUAGAAGUCACAACACUCAUUGGCAGUGAUCACAUCAUUUCAAUUUGGGCUUCCCAAAGUAUGGUUACCCUGUAUGAAGGUGAGAUCAAUGCUACCUACCAUUUUGUGUCUUUAAGGAGUCUUUAGAAAGGGCUGAUCAUCUGCCACUGCUCACUGAGACAUGUACAUUCCAACAUCAUCACAGAUUUAUCUCCUUCCUUCCUUCUCUCCCUCCCUCCUUCUGUCUCUCCCUCCGUUCCUUCCUUCCUUCUUUCCUUCCUUUCUUCCUUCCUGUCUAUUUCUCUCUCUCUCUGCAAGUUAUUUUCUUAUUAAAAACUGCCACUCAUUGAAGAUAUAUAAUGAUGGGAUCCUGAACAAAAAGAGGCAAAGAAAUUCUCCUGCUUGAAAAAUAUGCAUUUCCUAGAGACUGCCUCCUGUUUAGUCCAACUUGGAUCACUCAGAUCCUUCCUGGGAUCAAACACGUAUUUUUAAACGUAAGACAAAGCAAACCAGGUGUUACUUGGGUGAUAGGAAAAAAAGCUUGUCCUUCCUGAUUAAUGUUUAGCUUUAGUAAUGCUAUUUAAACACACCUAAGGUGCCUUUCCCUCAUCUCAGGUGCUUUCUCUGUAAAGUUUCACCCCCACCUUUCUUUUCUCCCCAUGGCCAUCCAGUCUUGCCCAUCUACAACCAGAGUUGUUAACUAGCAGUGUCAUUACCUGUCAAAAACAUGUAGGUGCCUCCUUGAACAACCCAGAAAUCCACUCCAAUUUGGGGAUUGUCAUUCCUUUUGUGAAUAAUUAAUACAAUUCAGUUGUUUUUAAAAUAUUCUAAUAAAAAAGGACAUUUU